This is a messenger RNA of Numida meleagris (helmeted guineafowl), 345 nucleotides long. Its product is annotated as acidic mammalian chitinase-like. Gene Ontology annotation, molecular function: chitin binding; chitinase activity. The transcript is spliced from 3 exons. Gene Ontology annotation, cellular component: extracellular region. The coding region runs from base 4 to 345 and encodes 113 amino acids. The record is from RefSeq and is a predicted model, not a curated record. Lineage: Eukaryota; Metazoa; Chordata; Aves; Galliformes; Numididae. Gene Ontology annotation, biological process: chitin catabolic process; carbohydrate metabolic process.
AGAAUGAGAGGUGCAUAUAAAAGUGAGAAACCAUCUGCACCAGAUCAGUUCUGGUCAAAGAUGGCCAAGCUCAUUUUGCUUACCGGUCUGGCCCUCCUGCUGAACGCCCAGAUAGGCUCUGCCUAUGUGCUGUCAUGCUAUUUCACCAACUGGGCUCAGUACAGGCCUGGUGUGGGAAUUUUCGUGCCUGAUAACAUUGACCCAUGCCUGUGCACUCACCUGCUAUAUGCGUUUGCUGGGAUGUCCAAUGAGAUCACAACCAUUGAAUGGAACGAUGUGACCCUCUACAAAUCCUUCAACGGACUGAAAAAUCAGUACGUAAUGAGAGCAUCAGGCAUCAUUUGA